Messenger RNA from Acanthamoeba castellanii str. Neff, 630 nucleotides. RefSeq lists its product as uncharacterized. NCBI's taxonomy places the organism in Eukaryota, Discosea, Longamoebia, Acanthamoebidae. Gene Ontology annotation, cellular component: Fanconi anaemia nuclear complex. Gene Ontology annotation, biological process: interstrand cross-link repair. Bases 1 to 630 code for a protein of 209 amino acids. The record is from RefSeq and is a predicted model, not a curated record. The transcript is spliced from 6 exons.
AUGCUGCGACCACACGAGCUGUCUGACGAAUCGGCUGCGUUUCUCUGCGGGCAACUCUUCUCCGCCGCGGACAUCUCCUACAAGCGCUGCCGUACGCUCGUGCAGUACCUGCUGUUCCCCAAGGGGCUCGAAAGAUCGGUCUCUCGCGCGCUGUCCACGGCUAUCAGCAGCGUGGCGAAGCAGCACCCGUCUCCCCUCACCGAUGCGCUCCUGCUCCCGCUGGUCUUGGCGCCGGCACUCGGCGUGCCACAGAGCGACGUCAUCAAUCGCGUGCUGAAGGAGUGCUUUGACCUCAACUCCGUGCUUCAGUUUUUCAAAGCGUUCCUCGGCUCGUGCGAGAGCGGGGAGGACGAGUCGUUCUCGAUGUCGCAGUCGCAGUCGCAGUCGCAAGACGCCGGAUUUGGUGUGACGUGGACGGAGAACACGGUCGUGGUGCUGCAGGCGGUGGUGGACAUGCGGGGCAUGGUCCUGCCCGCGGACGCGUUCGAGCUGCUUCUCGUGCAGCUCGACCGACACGCGGCCUACUUCGCCGCCAGCCUCAAGUUCUCCGCGCUCAUGAUGUCCCUCAUCACCAAACACAGCAACCAGCGUGGUGUGUUCAUUUGGAGUUGCGUUGAGAGGAGACGGUGA